GACUAUAAGAUUCAGAUAUGUCCUUCAUAUUUGAUUGGAUUUACAGUGGUUUCAGUAGUGUGUUACAGUUUUUAGGACUCUACAAGAAAUCGGGCAAACUAGUAUUUCUUGGACUGGACAAUGCUGGAAAAACUACACUGCUGCAUAUGCUCAAAGAUGACAGACUGGGACAACACGUCCCCACGUUACACCCCACUUCAGAAGAGCUGACAAUUGCUGGCAUGACUUUCACUACCUUUGAUCUGGGUGGACAUGCUCAAGGUAAGAGAAUACAUUGA
This is a messenger RNA of Mesitornis unicolor (brown roatelo), 278 nucleotides long. RefSeq names its product GTP-binding protein SAR1b-like. Gene Ontology annotation, cellular component: COPII vesicle coat; endoplasmic reticulum exit site. NCBI's taxonomy places the organism in Eukaryota, Metazoa, Chordata, Aves, Mesitornithiformes, Mesitornithidae. Gene Ontology annotation, molecular function: GTPase activity; GTP binding. Gene Ontology annotation, biological process: endoplasmic reticulum to Golgi vesicle-mediated transport; membrane organization; intracellular protein transport. The record is from RefSeq and is a predicted model, not a curated record. Bases 18 to 278 code for a protein of 86 amino acids. The transcript has 3 exons.